UAUUCUCUUGGCGGGGCCCAUCUCAUCUUUUCUUCUCCUUUCUUCUUUGCUUCUUUAGGCCGGCCCCGACUUUUAGUGCAAAUGAUUUAAAAUGCUUGGACUUUUCUUUGUUUUGUUUGUUUUUUUUUUCUCUUUCAUCUCACAUGGCCGGCCUCCUCCUUUUUCUUGUUCUUCCUUCUUUCUUUGCAUUUGGCCGGUGCCCCCGACCAUCAUUUCAGCACUAACAAAAAUAUUUUAAUUGAUUUUUUAAUUGACCACAUGGAUGGCUGUUUAUGUGAAUUAUUAUUAUUAUUAUUUAUAAUUAUUAUUUUUAAGCAUGUAAAAUAUUUUACGUUUGUACAUUCAAUCCACCUUUUAUCGUUUUCAACAUAUAAAUUCGUAUCAAUUAUCUUAUCGGGACAGUUAUGUUAACCACUAUACGAAGAGACGACGUGUUACAUAUGGUAUUCAUAAUAAAGGAGAAAAGAUGGGUGGAAUUCAAAGGAGAGCAAGAUCCAACCACAAUCCCCGUUGAAUGGAUAUGUUGGUUGAAUGGGCAGCGAAAGAAAGCUCCAACUCCAGAGGAAAUAAUGGAACUUGAAGCAAGGCGUGAACGUGUUAGGCUUAACGUUGCUCGUACGUAUUCUUAGGAUCAUCACUUAACGUGUUCUGCCACUGUAUUCUCUGAAAAUGAUUUGUAAAGCACCAUCACGAUGUAAAGCACUAUUGUUGUGAAAAUGUAAAUCACUACUUCAUUCUCUCUA
This is a messenger RNA of Theobroma cacao (cacao), 743 nucleotides long. NCBI's taxonomy places the organism in Eukaryota, Viridiplantae, Streptophyta, Magnoliopsida, Malvales, Malvaceae. The record is from RefSeq and is a predicted model, not a curated record.